Messenger RNA from Psilocybe cubensis, 708 nucleotides. RefSeq lists its product as uncharacterized. Bases 1 to 708 code for a protein of 235 amino acids. The record is from RefSeq and is a predicted model, not a curated record. Gene Ontology annotation, molecular function: deoxycytidyl transferase activity; DNA-directed DNA polymerase activity. The transcript has 4 exons. Gene Ontology annotation, cellular component: nucleus. NCBI's taxonomy places the organism in Eukaryota, Fungi, Basidiomycota, Agaricomycetes, Agaricales, Agrocybaceae. Gene Ontology annotation, biological process: error-free translesion synthesis; error-prone translesion synthesis.
AUGGAGGCAUACUUUCCAGUUGUUACCAAAGUCAGACCCAAGAGCAAAGGCUCCUCCGACGGAUCCAUCCGUCCUAACCUUUCACCUGGAUGGAGUGAAGAUCCGCUCUCCAUUAAUUCCAAACGCAAAGAUCAAUCGGAAAUAAUCUCACCACAAUCUAAAGACCCUAUAACUCUUUCCUCUGUAGAUGUCACAAAGGGGUUGUUGACUACCCUGUCCGAUGUCUCAAAUCCGAUCACUCAUUCCAACAUUUAUGAAAGGACUGUGCAUAUUGUAUCGUGUUCUACUGGACAUCAAGUAUCGGAGGGUCGAAGACACCAUGUGGGAUACACGGCCAGUCGAACAAAGAAACUUCAAGCACAACGGGAUAAUGAAAAGGCGGGCACUGAGGUUGGCGUUCUCAAGAAUACCAGAAUCUACAUUGGAGGGUACCUUGAGAAUUCAACAGACAUCGAAAUGAAACGACUCAUCGUUCAAGCCGGCGGUGAGGUUGUCCACUCUGCCUCAAAUUGCACCCAUAUCGUUACUUCCCGGGGCUUAAGUGGAUCGAAGACUGACCGAAUUUUGACAAGGAAGGGAAAAAAUAAUGUGUAUGUUGUCAAGCCUGAGUGGGUUCUUGAUAGCAUCGCAAUUGGGAAGCGACGGUCCGAGCGGACCUAUGCGGUAGUGAAAGCCUCCAAUGUGUUGGAGGCUUUCAUGAAGGCUUAA